Messenger RNA from Saccostrea echinata, 1245 nucleotides. RefSeq names its product 5-hydroxytryptamine receptor 3A-like. Gene Ontology annotation, molecular function: transmembrane signaling receptor activity; extracellular ligand-gated monoatomic ion channel activity; neurotransmitter receptor activity. Gene Ontology annotation, biological process: chemical synaptic transmission; signal transduction; regulation of membrane potential. The coding region runs from base 1 to 1245 and encodes 414 amino acids. The transcript has a single exon. Gene Ontology annotation, cellular component: neuron projection; synapse; membrane. The record is from RefSeq and is a predicted model, not a curated record. NCBI's taxonomy places the organism in Eukaryota, Metazoa, Mollusca, Bivalvia, Ostreida, Ostreidae.
AUGAAUAUUUUCACGACGCUGGUGCUUCUCGGUGUUAUAUUGACAGUACAGCCAAUACUUGGUGAUGAUAGUAGUACAUCCUCGUACAAACUUUUUAUGUCUCUUCAUGAUAAGCUUCUGAAAAAUUAUAGGAAGGAUAUCAGACCUGUCUGGAAUCAACAGAACCCAGUCAGGGUUUCUAUCGAUAUCAUUCCUAGAUCUAUCAUUUACUUUGACGAAAUGAGUGGGAUUCUUGCCGCUUCCUUUGGACUUGACAUUACGUGGAAAGACGAAAUCAUAACCUGGGAUCCGAUAUCCUAUCCAAAUAUAACCUAUAUCCGCCUUCCUCCAUCCUCCAUGUGGCGACCCCGGUUGUUCAGUUCUAAUGCUUUCGAUACUUUUGCGCUGGAUACACUUGAGUCUAACAGUGUGGUAUAUUCUUAUGAUGGAACCGCCCUUUAUAUUCUCGGUGUCAGAUCUUCAACUCUGUGUUCUCCGAAUUCUAGAUACUUCCCAUUCGAUAUACACACUUGUUACAUCGAUAUCAUCCCUUUGUCGUCGAUACACGAAGUAUACUUUGUUGCAAAUGGAGUGAUAGACAAGGUUUACGAAGAAAAUCCACUCUGGAAACUUUUAAGUUUUAACACUUCAGCAGACAAUGAUGAACAUUUUGAAACUUCUGUGUUCAGGAUAGCAAUUAGACUGCAAAGGAGACACUCGUUUUUAUUGAUGAACAUUUUCGCGCCAAUUGUGUUUUUAGCGAUUGUAAAUCUUGGCGUGUUUAUUUUACCAGUAGAAUCAGGCGAGAGGAUAUCGUUUUCUUUAACAGUUUUGUUGUCUUUUGCUGUUUUCCUGACCUUGGUGACGGGCAACACCCCGAAGUCCAGUAUAACUGUGUCAUUAUUUUCUAUCUAUAUGCUCAUUGUUUUGACUUACAGUACUUUGAUUACGUUCAGCGUAAUCAUUGUCGUUGAUAUUCAUUUUACUGAAAAUGGCGAGAAACCGAAGUCACCUCUAUCAAGGAUGUUUGUCUGGUUUGUACAUAGAACACUGACGAGUAAUUGUCGGUCAACUGAGAUAGAUAUCAUAGCUGAGGAAUUUGAUAUGGAUGAAUUUCAAGAAAAAAGACAGACUUCUUGUGCCAAUUAUAAAACAAUUUCUUUAAUGUUAGAUAAUUUUUUUGUCCUUUUUUACACGUUCCUAUUUGUAACUGUUACCGUCUUCUUCAUGCUGUACAUUUCCUAUCAUUCCCAAAAUGAAACCUGA